Messenger RNA from Clarias gariepinus (North African catfish), 1588 nucleotides. It is a transcript of the gene pdss1, whose product is annotated as prenyl (decaprenyl) diphosphate synthase, subunit 1. Bases 198 to 1031 code for a protein of 277 amino acids. Gene Ontology annotation, biological process: ubiquinone biosynthetic process; isoprenoid biosynthetic process. The transcript is spliced from 9 exons. Gene Ontology annotation, molecular function: prenyltransferase activity. Gene Ontology annotation, cellular component: transferase complex; mitochondrion. NCBI's taxonomy places the organism in Eukaryota, Metazoa, Chordata, Actinopteri, Siluriformes, Clariidae. The record is from RefSeq and is a predicted model, not a curated record.
GGAGUGUUUACCCCUCGCCCCAGACUUGCUGCUGUCGGGUUCACAGUGACGCAAAGUUAAAAGAUCCUUUCUCACUGGCACAGGAGGACCUGAAAAACCUGUACGAGGACAUUAAAAAGCAGCUACUGGUGUCCAAAGCGGAGCUGAAAUCACUGUGUGAUUAUUACUUCGACGGAAAGGGGAAAGCCUUUCGACCCAUGAUCGUGGUGUUAAUGGCUCGAGCCUGCAACAUUCACAGCAACAGAGAUGGGGAUCUGCUCCCGGCGCAGCGCUCCAUCGCCAUGAUCUCAGAGAUGAUCCACACGGCCAGCUUGGUGCACGAUGACGUCAUCGACGGUGCGGAUAUGAGGCGAGGGAAGACCACCAUUAAUGAAGUGUGGGGUGAGAGAAAGGCCAUCCUGGCUGGAGAUUUCAUUCUCUCUGCAGCGUCCACAGCACUGGCACGCAUCGGGAACACCGCCGUGGUGUCUGUGCUCUCUCAGGUCAUAGAGGAUCUGGUAAGAGGCGAGUUCAUGCAGCUGGGAUCCAAAGAAAACGAGAACGAGCGCUUCAAACACUACCUCGAGAAAACCUUCAAGAAGACGGCGAGUCUCAUAGCGAACAGCUGUAAAGCAGUGUCCAUCCUGGUGAGCUCUGACCCCGAGGUGCACGAGAUCGCCUAUCAGUACGGCCGAAACGUGGGCAUCGCCUUUCAGCUGGUGGACGACGUGCUAGACUUCACCUCGUGCGCUAAUCAGCUGGGGAAGCCGUCAGCCGCGGACCUCAGGCUGGGUCUGGCCACCGGACCCGUACUCUUCGCCUGCCAACAGUUUCCAGAGCUCCACUCCAUGAUCAUGAGACGCUUCGGUUCAGAUGGAGAUGUCGAUCGGGCCUGGAGAUACGUCCUGGAGAGUGAUGGUGUGGAGCAGACGAGCUUCCUCGCCCAGCGUUACUGCCACGAGGCCACGCGCCAGAUCAGCCGUCUGCAGCCGUCCCCUGAGCGGGACGCUCUGAUCCGUCUCACUGAGCUCGUCCUCAGCCGGGACAAGUGAACCCACGUCCUCCAGAGCUUUGCUACAGGCAGCUACACACCUCUACCGUCACCUAAAAACACACACACACACACACAGCAGGGCGUCUGGUCUGGUCUUAUCACACUCCAACUCGGACACCCACAGCAGCGUGAAGACGUGUGGCAGUCUGGGACUGGAACAGAAACCCUGCACCUUAAAUAAAAAAAAAAGCUCCCGCGGUAACGCUAACCGCAAACAGAGGACGAGCGUGUUCAGCGCUAGCGUGGGUGAAGGAUGUACUUCUGUACACGGAGGAGGAGGAGGCUUUUCAAUAUUGUAUUUACAUUGUCACUGUACUGUACGUGUCCUCUUCUACAGAAGCAGGGCAUUAUGGGAUAGGAGGGCGCUUCAGGAGGCUUUAACAUGUUCUUACAGACGCCUCAUGAAAAUCCGUCCGUCCCACAAAAAGGCCAAAUGAUGACGUGUGUAACUGAUCGAAGUGUCAUUCUGUUAUUUAUCAUGUUCAGUAACAGACCCGGCCUUAAAUCAACCAUGACGACUCUGUGAUAUUAAACAUGAUAUUUUUUUAAGUUAAA